GUGUGUUACUGUCAACUGUCAAUUCUUGGACUGGUCAGGUUCAACUUUCUUGGACCAUUAUAUCUCACCCGGGCCCUUCUUUUUAUCAAGUGGAAGGAUGUUACCUAUAACCGGUACAAUAAGGCACUAGUGUCACAGAAAUACAGAAUGGCGUGCAUUUACCAAAUACCUUCUCCAAUUGGUUUAGUCAAUUUAGCAGGAAGAACACACAACACAUAAGAGAAUUCAUGUGAAAAAUCUUGCAUAUUUGAUGACUCUCCUCUCCCAAUAAUCUAAUGAGAUGUUACAACAACUCUAACCUUGAAAGAUGUUACAACUCUUGUAUGUUGACCAUGUCCAUGAGUUCAGAUGCCUGAACCAGAGUUUGACCAGAGUCCAUGAACCACACAAUAUGGUGGGCAGUAGCAAAGGUCAAAGGUACAGCCUCCCCCACAUGCCACAUGGCCUGCAAACGAGUGGAACACUACACAAAUAAUUCAGUACCCUGAUCUCCCUUUCCUUUUCUAAUCCCAUCUCUUUGCUGCAUGUGUGCUAAGCCUCUUUAUCCUGCUUUACACCCAUGAUCAGGCAGACAAGAUCUGGUGCUAUACCAGCUAGUGCCCCUCUGAUCCCCAGAAAGCCACCACUGUUAACACACUCACACCCAGCUCACUUCCUAGUGCUCGAUAACCUUGCGGCCUUUCCAUUGGCUCCCUGCCUCAUGUGUAAGAGUUCAGAGUUACAGAAGUGCCUUUGUAGACAGGAGAAACGGAUCGAAUUCACCUGGGAAGGAAGAGUUGGCGUCAGAGAGAGUAUCACGAGUGGAGGUGAAGCAAGCAUGCAAGAAGGGUACGUGCUCUCGAGGAGGGCGUUGCUGCUGCGCAGCUACGGGGAGAAUGCUGCCGCGAACCAGGUGGUGGCCGGGCAGGAAGCUCCUCCGGCGGCCGACGUCGCCGGGAGCGCCGGCAACAGCUUCGACGCGAACGUGGUCAUGAUCCUGGCCGUGCUCCUGUGCGCGCUCAUCUGCGCGCUGGGGCUCAACUCCAUCGUGCGGUGCGCGCUCCGGUGCUCGACCCGGAUGUCGUCGGCGCCCGGCGGCGGCGCGCGGCGGCAGCAGGCGGCGGGCGGCGGCGGGCCCGUGUGCGCCAUCUGCCUGGGCGAGCUGGAGCCCGGGGAGCGCGUCCGCGUGCUGCCCAAGUGCAACCACGGCUUCCACGUCCGCUGCGUCGACCGGUGGCUGCUGGCGCGGUCCACGCGCCCGACGUGCCGGCAGUCGCUGUUCGCCGCGCCGCCCAAGGGCUCCGGCUGCGCUGACGCCGACGCCGACGCCGAGCCGCCGGUGCGGGCGUUCCUCGUGCCGCUCCGGCCGGAAGGUUUCGUCACGCCGUACGAUUUUUAGGAUACGAAAUGGUCGCGUAGCCUUUGGUUUGUAGAGUAGAGUAUAUGCAAGCAAUACAUGGAUAUACUGAUCACUUCAUUCUACGUUUGUGCGGUGUUUAAUCCCUUGUAUAAACAAGAUGCAGGAUGCCGUGUCCAACUACAUACUCCAUCCAAAAAAAAUGUAAUUUUCGCUUGGAGUCAACCAGUUUCAAAUUUAA
Panicum virgatum (switchgrass) is the source of this 1577-nucleotide messenger RNA. RefSeq names its product RING-H2 finger protein ATL78-like. The transcript is spliced from 2 exons. NCBI's taxonomy places the organism in Eukaryota, Viridiplantae, Streptophyta, Magnoliopsida, Poales, Poaceae. Gene Ontology annotation, biological process: protein ubiquitination. The record is from RefSeq and is a predicted model, not a curated record. Gene Ontology annotation, molecular function: transferase activity. The coding region runs from base 560 to 1378 and encodes 272 amino acids.